Messenger RNA from Spodoptera litura, 2518 nucleotides. RefSeq names its product Rab11 interacting protein (gene Rip11). The record is from RefSeq and is a predicted model, not a curated record. Gene Ontology annotation, molecular function: small GTPase binding. Gene Ontology annotation, biological process: regulated exocytosis. NCBI's taxonomy places the organism in Eukaryota, Metazoa, Arthropoda, Insecta, Lepidoptera, Noctuidae. Gene Ontology annotation, cellular component: intracellular membrane-bounded organelle.
GUCGCGGAAAUUAAAAAGUAAAUGAGCUAGCUAAAGUGACGGUCGACAGCUCAUCGUUGCGUUGUUUUCGAUGAUAAUUUUAAAGUUUUUAAACAUUUGCUAGGAGUGUUGUGAUCUAAAUCUUUAUACCAAGAUGUGGGAUCCAACUCAUGUUCAAGUUACUAUUCAAAGGGCUCGUGGACUUUUGAUCAAAGGUAAAAAUGGUGCAAAUAACUGUUUUGUUACGAUCGCUCUCGGUAAAGAUAAAUUCCAAACUUCCGUCAAACACAAAGCAACCCAGAAUGUCGAAUGGGUUGAAGAAUGUGAAUUACGUAUACCUACGCAGGGAAAUACGGCUGAGAUUGUUUUAAAGGUGUACGACGAAGAUCUAUUAAAAGACCACUUACUAGGUCAAGUAUCGAUUCCGUUAAAAGACCUCGAUGUUUACGAGCGGCCAAGAAGCCGUUGGUAUACCUUGCAGGGAAAAUCUGGAAAGGAAAAUGAUAAACCUAGGGGCGAGUUGGAAGUCAAAAUCGCUUUUACUGUUAAAGAAGGAAGCUUAACUGAUUUGAGCAAGAAAGAUAAACAUAGGUCUUCUUUGUCUAGCAUCGCGCAGAAUGUAGGUGGCAGUCUCAUGAGCAUUGGUAGCAUUGAGAAACGUAAAAGCAUCAAGAAGUUUGCUAAAAAUCUUGGUUCCAAAAUGAAUUUAAGUAAGAAAGAUAAGAAAAGUGACUCAUCAUCCUUAAGUGGUAGCAUUGGGAAUCUCAAGAGUUCUACAUUCUCUACUCCUGAGCAUUCCACUCCUAAACGUGUGCCAGGAGAGGCAGACCCUGGGGUCAUUAGUGAGGAUGAUGAUGAGUUUGCUUUUGAUGAUUUAUCUCAUAAAAGCUCUGGAAGCUCACUUAAUGUUCAGACUUUACCACGAGGUCAUAAAUACACACCUUCACCUGUGAAUGCUUCAUUGGAAAAUCUAGGAGGAGGUGAAUUCUUGAGAAGGUCCACUAGUAGUAACUUGGCAGCACCAGAAAAGCAAGCUCCGCAAAAGCCUGUGCGCCUGAGCCUGGACACAUUCACAGCUCCACAACUACCAGCACAGGUCAUUGACAAUAAUGAUGAAUGGUCACAGAAACUAUAUUCUAAGCGAAAAUCAAACAGUCAAUUAGCUAUUGAUAGAGAAAAGUCUUCAAGUCUAGAAAGGAACAAGAAACUUGAUAGUCCAAGUUCUUUGAAAGAGAGGCCUAGUCCAAAGUUCUUCAAGAAAUUUGGUAAUAAUAACAAACAGAAGAAACUGUUGGAAGAGCGUAUUAUUGUCGGAGAAGAGAAUAUCGCUGAGGAAGACUCAAUAAACCCAGCAUUCAAUAACAUUCCUAAAUCCAUUGUUAAGGAUUUUGAUGGCAAGUCUCGAGAAGACCUAAUGGUCAUGGUUUAUAACUUGCAAAAAGAUGUUGAACAUGAGAAGAAGAAAAAUAAAGAUCUCGAAAACUAUCUGGAUGAACUGCUUCUGAGAGUAAUGGAAACUACACCAAGAAUUUUACAGAAUCCUUACACUAGAAAUAACAGCAUGCAUAUUAGAAACAAAUAAUUUUUAUCUAAUUGCCUAAAAAAAUCAAUAAAGUUAUCAAUUGCAUGAUUGCAAAGAUAAAUAUAUGGCAUGCCUCAUUGUAUUCAAUGUUUAUGUUAUAAUCAUUGUUUAAAGAAAUUUUCUUUGAGCAUUGUUUAGGUUGCUAUAUACCAUUUAUGUUGAACAAGAAUUAUAAUUGAAAGAAUUGUUUUUCCAGUGAAGUAUUAGGUAAUCACUAGUGACACUUAUCUAUUAAAAUUAGUGGAGAUUGUGUGUAUGAAUAAAGUUAAAUUAUCUACAUGCUCGUCAACUUUCACUUCUCUGAAGAUCUAAUCACAUACAAACUUAGUGCCUUAUGUAUUUGAAAAGUCUGUGAUAGAUAUUAUAAUUUGGUUUAUUUGGAUUCAUAUUUCUGAAAUUUUGCAUGUUUUAUAUUAUCUUAUCUGCUAUUUCCAAUCUCAGGGAAUCAAGAUGAUAAUCAUGUCAUGAUUGAUAAGUCAAUAUAACAAAUAUGCUACUAUAUAGUACUGUUAUAUAAAUUUUAGUUGUAAUUGAAGUACCUAAUCUGUGUAAAAUUAUUUUUUAAUAGUCAAAUACUAAAUAGAGAAACAGUUGCCUACUGCCAUUAAUUUUAUAAAAUAUACUUCUCACUUUCAUACAAUAACUGGUUGACUAAAGUUGGUGCCAAACUGAGAAAGAAGUUCUGUUUUAUAUUAUACUUACCUCAAAAAUAGGAAAGGUGAUUGAACAUCAAAAUGAUUGUGAUAUUGUGUGUGCUUCUUAUUCAUUUAAAUUAGGAAAUAUUAGUUGGAAUCAUAUAUGAAAGAAUUUUUGUUGGUCAAAACUAUCUCUGUCAUUCUUAUAAACAUAAUGCUUAUUGCUUGUUCACACUGGUAAUCUAUCUUACAAUCCUCAUGACACAUGUUACAUGAGUCAUAGGUGUGUAUAAAUAAGUGACUAAGCCAUUGACUGUGAAGA